UUGAGUUUGUAUUAUCGUUGCUGGAUGAGAGAUUUUCGACAAGUCAUACCUUAACUUUAGAAGAGUUUCUGAAAGCAGCUAUGAAGGAAGAAGAGAAGAAAAAUAAAGAAGGCACAACCACAGAAAAAUAUAGUCUACUAUGGAAAUUUCUGGGGAAAGCCAAUACAAAGCAAUCUGUGCCACCCAUGACGCGCAGCAGCAGCUUUGAAUUCCUUCCACCUAACAUGUCUGAGCUGAGGGUUGUUCUGCUGGGGAACAGCUGGUCUGAGAGGAGUUCAGUGGGGAACUUCAUACUGGGAGAGACUAAGUUCAACACUGAGGAAGAACCAGAUGACUGUCUGAGAGAAAGUGGACAGUUGGAAGAGAAAGAAAUAGUUCUCAUCAACACACCAGAUCUGCUUAUUCCAAACACUGACCAACAGAGAAUGCACAUAGGUUUCUGCCAGAUACUCUCUGCUCCUGGACCUCAUGUGUUCCUGCUGGUUCUGCAGCCUGAAGACUUUACUGAGGAACAGAGAUUAAAGCUCUGCAGAGUCCUGGAGCUCUUCAGUGAUCGAUCAUUUCAUCACUCACUAGUUCUGAUAUCAACACCCAGAGAGGAGAGUCCAGGUUUCAUGGAAGAAUAUCGGCAACAUCCUCCCUUAAAAGAGAUGAUCAGAAAAUGUCACUACAGGUUUCUGUGGAGGAAAGACCUUGAACUUCCAGAGCUGUUAACACGCCUGCGACAGAUUGUGAACGAGAACAAUGGAGAGCAUGUGAAUGUAUGAACAGUUUGCUCCUUCUUGCAAAUGUAAGAAUAAUAAUGUGGCAUCGAUCCGAGAUGACUGCAGUACAGAAACGGAGGUUAACACACCUUCUGACACGUGAUCUAGAUUGACCAAAAUAUCAUUGGUCAUGAUGAUGAUUUUUAUUAAAUCAAGGCUUUGGUCAUCCCUUCCAGUCAAUUUUCCAUGAAUAUGCUUUGAUACAGCACUCUGUGAACAGCCAUCCCUUUCUCCUUGUGGAGGCUGUAUAUGAGUGUCUUCUGGUCAACUGUCAGGUCAGACAUCUUCCUUGUGAUUGAUGUUGUUUGACCUGAACCAGACUGAAAGAUUCAAUGCUCUUCUCUGGUUGACAUUUGUUUAUUAUAGAUUGCUUACUCUAAUUUUUUGAGAUAUGGAUUUUUUUUUUUUAUGGAUUGGAGUCUAAAGUUUCACUUUUAAAUUAUGGGGAAAAAUGAGCUUCACAAUAUUCAAAUUUUCUGAGAUGUACCUGUAGACAUCACUUUAUAUGUAAUGAGUCUAAAAUAAAUAAAAGUUUCACUUUUUUAAUUAAAUGAUGGGGGAAUAUUCUAAUUUUAUGAGAUGUACCUGUACAGAUCAUGUGUGUGUGUUGGAGAGAGAAGCACAACUGUUCAGUUUAAGUGUCUGUGUGUGUGUGUGCGCUUCGUAACUGUGGAGCCCAAGGGCCUGUCUUACCAACCUGCACUGGGGGCAGCUCACUCAUUGACUCUGUACAUGUCAUCAUUUCUUAUAAACUUCUUCUCUAUUUUACUGGACAUAAUUUUUUCAUCUGUAACAUUCAGGAUCAUAGAUAUAUAUAGAUAUACUGUAGAUAUAAUUUUUUUUUUUUUUUCACCUCUAAUAAGUUGUUGUAAAAAAAGAAGAUGUAGAAAAUCGUUCCGCUCUGUUGUUUAAGUAAAUAUUUUUAAUGCAGCCUGUAGUUCUCAUAAGUUAUGUAGGCAUACUUAUGUGUGAAACCUGGUGAGCAUUACUGAGAGUCAAAAAUUAUCUCCAGCUCUGGGGCUUUCAGAUCUUUUAAUGCUUUUUUGGGUUUAAUUCUGUUUGAAGAACCAGCAGGGAAAGGCCGUGCUCUGAACUGUUCGUACUUGUGUCAAGUAAAAUAAAAGUGAAGUUGAGUCAUUUA
Molecule: messenger RNA, 1905 nt
Organism: Micropterus dolomieu (smallmouth bass)
Lineage: Eukaryota; Metazoa; Chordata; Actinopteri; Centrarchiformes; Centrarchidae
Product: GTPase IMAP family member 2-like
Molecular function (GO): GTP binding
Source: RefSeq, a predicted model, not a curated record